UUUUGUGUGUCCUUUGCACAUCGAGCGGUGUGAUGGGCAAGCUGGGCUUUGGCAUGGCUUCCGACUCUACCACGGCAACCUGGGAAGAGGGGUCUGUGCCACUGGAGCCACUGGAGCUGAGCCGAGUCCCGGAGGAGUCCGGCACCGGAUCUGCCUCCAUACCACACCGGCAAUCGAGCUGCAACUCUGCUCGCCGCUCCUUCCAUUCCUGGAACUCCUUCCAGAAUUCAUAUGAACUGGUGGGAAUUGGAGAAGACUUGGAUCGAAGAUGUCUCCACAACCACCUGCUGCACCAAAUGGAGGCGGUCAAGAGCCAUCGAUUUGUCUGCGACUUUUGCAGACACGCUAUCUCCAAAGGAGAUAAGUUCUGGUCGUGUCCGCGCUGCGUUUGGGAUGUUUGCGAGGCCUGCUACGAAAAGGGCGCCAGGUUCAAGGAAGGGGAUCUCCUGGAGCUGGUGCACCAGCUGGAGAACUACCCGCGGGGCACCGUGGGCACCAUCAAGGAGGUGGUCAACGACGAGGAGGGCCGUCACAAGGCACUGAAGGUGGUCAUCGUUCCGCUGGACCCCGCUGAGGAUCCCCCAGAGGAGACUCUCAUGCCCCAGGACUUCAAGAAGAUCAAAGUCCUGGACGCGCCAAAGACUGAUGUCAGGAUGAUGGUCGGCAUUCUGCUGAUCACCGCUUUGUUUAUGUAUGGGAUCUUGGACCAUCGCCGUUUGAAUACGCUCCUGAAGCGCUUUGUGGACUGGUGCAAGACCCUGGGCAUGUGGUCCUCCGUGAUGCUUUUCCUCGUCUCCUCCAUCCUCCCGGUGAUUAUGCUGCCGGUGUUUCCCAUCAUGGCUCUCUCUGGCCCGCUUUUCACUGAGAUGAACGACGGAGAGGCUUUUGUGGGCGGCACUGUGGCUUUCGCGGUGGUCUUCAGUGGGCUUUGGGUCGGCAGUGUGACUGCCUUUGCCCUGGGAAAGAGCCUUCUGCACGAUUACGCCCGGCGGGCGAGCAAGGGCAGCCGAGUGCUCCGGCGGCUAAACCGCAUCAUUGACAAAGCUGGCAUCAAGAUCGUGUUCAUGGCCCGCAGCUUGCCCAUUUUGCCUGCAGAGGUCUUUGACUACGCCUGCGCCAUGACAACCUUGGCGGUGCACGAGUACGCCAUCGGCUGCCUAGGCUCCGCCGUGCCAGUGGCCUUUUGGACCUACAGCACCGCGCAGGCCGCCAAUCUAGCGCGACCGGAACGGUCGCCCCCCACCACCCACUUGGCGCUGAUCCUUCUGAAUAUCGGGUGCCUGGUGGUGCUGACGCUGGUACUGGUGCACGUCAUCCAGAGCCAUGAGCAGGAUUCCACGGACGAGUUUGUUGAGGUUGAGUGGCACGAGAACAUGAAGGACCCCAAGGCGGAGGUGGUUCGUGCGCUCCAGACUCAAAGCCUGCAGUUGUCACGGGAAGGCCGGGACUUCACCAUCCGAGACAAGUCCAACAAGCUACUGCAAGUCUGGGACGAGCAAGGCUUCAUCCCCCGCCUCAGUCGCAAGUGGGAGUGCAGGGCGGAGCUGACACCCGAAAAUUUCCCGCUCAAGAUCCACAUCCACAAGGAUGAACCGCUCGUCAAUGACCUGCUGGAGCCUGUGGUGAGUGUGGUGCAGAAGGCGCGAAAGAGGCUCAGUUCCAAGAUCAUCUAUCGGGAGCUCGCCACCACCGAUCAGAGCCUGACGAUGCCCUGAGCGAGGCUAAGCCUAGUGGGACGCCCAGCCCAGAAAGUGGACCAGGUCCCCCGGUGCCCUUUUUUACCGUUUCUUUUUUG
Messenger RNA from Effrenium voratum, 1795 nucleotides. Lineage: Eukaryota; Dinophyceae; Suessiales; Symbiodiniaceae. The record is from the annotation of a GenBank genome assembly.